This is a messenger RNA of Eurypyga helias (sunbittern), 606 nucleotides long. RefSeq names its product catenin alpha-3-like. Gene Ontology annotation, cellular component: adherens junction; fascia adherens. Gene Ontology annotation, biological process: cell migration; cell-cell adhesion. The annotation marks the transcript as partial. The transcript is spliced from 5 exons. Gene Ontology annotation, molecular function: actin filament binding; beta-catenin binding. NCBI's taxonomy places the organism in Eukaryota, Metazoa, Chordata, Aves, Eurypygiformes, Eurypygidae. The record is from RefSeq and is a predicted model, not a curated record.
AUGUUAAAAGAAAUGGUUUUUUAUUUGCAGAAAGCCAUAUUCUUGAGGACGUAAACAAGUGUAUCAUUGCACUGAGAGAGCAAAAUGCGGAUAGUUUAGAUCGUGCAGCAGGUGCAAUCCGAGGGCGUGCUUCAAGAGUGGCUCAUAUUGUCUCGGGCGAGAUGGACAAUUAUGAACCAGGGGCUUACACCGAAGGAGUGAUGACAAAUAUUCAGCACUUGACCAAGAACGUGAUUCCAGAGUUCAUUUCUCAAGUCAGUAUUGCACUGGAGAGCCUCAGCAAGAACACAGUGCAUCUGUUCGAUGAUAACCAGUUUGUGGACAUUUCUAAGAAGGUGUAUGACACAAUCCAUAACAUCAGAUGCUCAGUCAUGAUGAUUCGGACCCCUGAGGAGCUAGAAGAUGUAUCUGACCUUGAAGACGACCAUGAUGCACGUAGUCGUACAAGUAUUCAGAUUGAAGGGAAAACUGACAGGUUAAGAAAUGGAAGGUUUUCCUUGACAACGUUAUCCAUGGAAGAUGCUGUGCAUUUGUUUGAAACAGGAUGGUUUUACAUCCCUGAAGAAGAUCCUCAGGACCAAAUCCUUGGUCCUACUAUAAAAGCAG